Symbiodinium sp. CCMP2456 is the source of this 891-nucleotide messenger RNA. The record is from the annotation of a GenBank genome assembly. Lineage: Eukaryota; Dinophyceae; Suessiales; Symbiodiniaceae.
AUGUCGCUGCCUUCUGAUGCAUCAAAGCAAGAGUUCCUCAAGCAGCGUGAGAUGCGCAAGGAGCACUGGUUGCGAAGCUUCUGUGAGGAAGAUGCCGAGCACCGGCAAUUGCUGCACUGGCUGCUCGAAGAAGGCCUUAGCCGACCGGAGGACUUUCAGGACAGGGUGCAUCACGCACACCGCUUGCGCGAGCUCGGCAACAAGUGGUAUCGGUCAGAUGACUUUCGCAGGGCCUUGCACUGCAACUUGGGCGCCAUUCACGCGGUGGAUUUCACUCCGCACGAACAGAUGGACAUGACAGAUGAGCAGAGGCUUGCUGUUGCCCGAGAACUGUUGCCAGUUCUCAGCAACCUGGCGCAAGUCUUCUUGAAAAGAGGCGACUUUGGCAAUGUUGUCAAGGCAGCACACCUGGGCUUGCGAAAUGUAAACAAGCUGCCCGGCGACGAAGCAGAUCCGUUCAAAGCAAAGCUUCGCUACCGCAGAGCUCUUGCACUGGCGGAGCCAGGUCCGGAACAUAAUCUGGAAAGUUCCUUGGACGACUUGCGGGAAGCGGCACGAUUGAUGCCGACAAGUACGGAGAUCCGAAGUUGUCUUCACAAAUGCAAAGAGCUGCUGCACAAAGAACCUGGUGGGCCUGCCGAACAUGCCCAGGCCGAGGAGAAGCAAGUUUCGGGCCACGGCACCGGUGACCAGAAGCCACCGGCUCUCUCACCUGGCUUGGAGAUGUUUGCCAAAUGUGUCGGGCGCAGCCUUGCAAAGCUUAUUCAAUGUUGGACCUGCUUACAAAAAGCACGUGGUGGCAGGAUAUGUGCCAACCUAUGGAGAUUUGGCUUGGUGGCGCUUUCGUCAGUGCUGGUCAUGGCGCUGAGCCACGUGUUCUUCGCGAGAUAA